AUGAUUAUUCUACCAAGUGUCAUUUUGUUACUCAUUAUGUUAGUUCAAAAUGAAUGGAUGAUCGAUGUAGAGGCAAUUGUCGAUGGAGUAACUGUUGAUAAAAAUGAAUUUCCUUUUGCACUCGAUAGUCCUUAUACAUUUGACAAAUACAUUACAAAGGCUGAACUGGUGCCAAAAGGCUAUUAUAUACCCAAUGACCUAACUGUUAAUAUCAUUGGCUGGGGCGUUGAAAAAUCCGACACUACAACUCCGUCCCGUAGCUUAAAAAAAACUCAAGUUACAGUUUUAUCACAUUCAAAAUGUAUUGAGUUGUAUACAGGUAAAGUUAAAGUGAGCGAUACAGUAUUUUGCACUGCUCAUAAUCGCAAGAAUAAUAGAGGUAUUUGCUAUGGAGAUUCUGGAGGUCCUGUAGUUAAAGACAAGACAGUGGUCAUUGGAGUGAUAUCUGUUAAUUAUGCAAAAACUAAGUGUGGCGAUAAGAAUCAUCCAGAUCUCCAAACUAAUGUAGCUAAAUACCGACAAUGGAUUGAUAACACUAUUUUUAAUAAUAUCUAG
Messenger RNA from Phymastichus coffea, 555 nucleotides. RefSeq names its product trypsin Tyr p 3.0101-like. Gene Ontology annotation, biological process: proteolysis. The record is from RefSeq and is a predicted model, not a curated record. The transcript is spliced from 5 exons. The coding region runs from base 1 to 555 and encodes 184 amino acids. NCBI's taxonomy places the organism in Eukaryota, Metazoa, Arthropoda, Insecta, Hymenoptera, Eulophidae. Gene Ontology annotation, molecular function: serine-type endopeptidase activity.